AAUAUAAAUGCGGCGGCAAGUCCCCGAGUUGUAUGCAAACACGCACGCCAGUCUCGGCAGCGUAUGCACACAGUACCUAUACACCUAUACUCCGUAUUAUAAUACUGGUGCAGCUUGUCGAAAAUCCGAACCAAUGACUUCUGAGUGGUCGGACCGAGGAUUAAACGAGCCUGUGAUUCGAAACGCUCUGAACUCGUGUACCUAUAUUAUAUAUACACACUUAUUAAGCGAUAUCCAGCUGUUUGGUGGUGAAAGUCUAAUUUCCCUGAGCCAGUUUACAUUAUAUUUGACUGUGAUCACUACGGAGAACAGCAUUUUCAAGGUGCCGCGGAGCAACUACACAGGGCACUUUACACGUGAAAGUAAAAGUGUAGGAAUUAGUCAAGGGUAUUGUGGGUCCUUAACUCAUCUAAAACUAUUCCAUUAAAAGCGUUCUAAAAACGAUCAAACGAGAACUUGCAAAUUCAUGGAAUUUCGUUUCUGGCAUACCCUCCAAAA
Messenger RNA from Acyrthosiphon pisum (pea aphid), 498 nucleotides. RefSeq lists its product as uncharacterized. Bases 8 to 427 code for a protein of 139 amino acids. The record is from RefSeq and is a predicted model, not a curated record. Lineage: Eukaryota; Metazoa; Arthropoda; Insecta; Hemiptera; Aphididae. The transcript is spliced from 3 exons.